AAUGGUAGUUAAGUGAUCUUCUCACUUCUUCAAACGAUAUAUCAAUUUAUAAUUGUCCAUAAAACGAGCAAAUGAAUGGUUUUGAUAACGGGUAUACAACAGAUCGCCGUAGGCCGUAGGCCUAUAUAAAUGAUCACAACAAAUCAAAUCAUGCUGGAGAUAUGUUACUAAAAAACUUGCUGUCUUAAGAAAAUUCAUCUACAAACUCGUUUGAACACUUGGAAAGGAGAUGGCUUCAGAAAUAAGUGUUGCAAUUUCCGAUGGCGUACUUACACUAUCUGCACUAGGCCCUGCUGUUUUGUUAGGCCCAAGUAAUAAAUAUGCUUCAGCUGGGUUUCUGCUGGUUGCUACAGCAGCGUUUCUGGGCGUGUUCAGAUUUGGCCAAAGCCAAGCUGGUCACAACCUCAUCUACUACCAUAAACUCUUUACAUGGCUCUCCACAAUCUUAGGAAUGAACCUACUAGCUUCUGGAUUUUACUAUGCAAAUAACCAUUCCACUAUAGCAUCAAUUCAUUUGGUAUUAGCGGUCGUUUUCACUCUUGGAAGCUUGCGGACACUAAACGUGAUUGAUGAGCAAAGGGCAGAGACAGUAGCAUCAACUACAGCAGUUUUGUCUUUUCUUUUCGGAAGUCUACUCCUAAGGAAUCCAUUUGGUGUUCUAGGAAUGUUGUUGUAUGCAGUUUCUGGUGCUGUUGGUACUACCGGGGAACUUAUGCAAGUGAAGCGUGUUAAUUGGUUUCAUUAUAUAUUUGCAUUUGGAACACUGACGUUAUUGAAAGCAUUUCAAUAUUAAGACAAGCUUGACUGAAAAAAAAAAUCAGGCCUCAUAGUUGGCUCAGCCUUCAGAAUUGUCUGAAAAUAAUGAACUAUGAUACAUAGUUUGAUAGGCCUACUCUGUGGUGGCUCCAGAAAUUUGCUGACAGUGGGGUCUAAACGAAGGGGCCCGACUAGAGCAAAUCCUGAUUCCCACUGGCACCACCGCUGAUCAAACAGCUAAUAUUUUUCUUAAAAGUUAAGGAACUGUUAUGUAAUCGCUUCAUAAAACUUCAGACGAUUCCAAAGGCCUGCCAACUUGGAGGCAUUUGUUGUGCGUGAUAAAUAUUUGUUUACAUUGAUUGACCAUCAAUAUGGGUAUGCGCAGUUUAAUCUGCAAAGUGGCAUUGAAUAAGUAUUAUAUUUAAACUUUAAUUCAAAGAGAUUUAGAGACUGAGAGGUAUACAGAUAUGAUUCUGAUACAAACAUACAAAGGUCAAGGGCAUUGUAGAUUCUGGGUUGCAUUAAAUUUCAUUAAACAAUAUUAUUUAUAG
This is a messenger RNA of Anneissia japonica, 1307 nucleotides long. RefSeq lists its product as uncharacterized. Lineage: Eukaryota; Metazoa; Echinodermata; Crinoidea; Comatulida; Comatulidae. The transcript is spliced from 2 exons. The coding region runs from base 230 to 793 and encodes 187 amino acids. The record is from RefSeq and is a predicted model, not a curated record.